Molecule: messenger RNA, 1594 nt
Organism: Scheffersomyces coipomensis
Lineage: Eukaryota; Fungi; Ascomycota; Pichiomycetes; Serinales; Debaryomycetaceae
Gene: ALG2
Product: GDP-Man:Man(1)GlcNAc(2)-PP-dolichol alpha-1,3-mannosyltransferase
Exons: 1
Coding region: 145-1560 (471 amino acids)
Cellular component (GO): endomembrane system
Molecular function (GO): GDP-Man:Man(1)GlcNAc(2)-PP-Dol alpha-1,3-mannosyltransferase activity; alpha-1,3-mannosyltransferase activity
Source: RefSeq, a predicted model, not a curated record
GCGUCUUGUGGUAGCAACAAUUUUUAGCAAAAACACGAGGAAUCAAAAUUAUGUUGAUAAUUAAAUCAAAAGAGUCUGAUCACCCCCAAUUGAUUUAUACCCACUGGUUACUUAUACCAACAUAUAAUUGUCAUUAACUACAGUAUGUCAGACAUACUGGUGAAGAAAAGUAAGAAAAUUGCAUUUAUUCAUCCUGAUUUAGGGAUUGGAGGAGCUGAACGAUUGGUGGUUGAUGCAGCAGUUGGAUUACAAGAACUUGAUAAUGAAAUCAUCAUAUUUACAUCCCAUUGUGAUAGAACCCAUUGUUUUGAAGAAGUUAGUAGUGAAUUAUUGAAUGUUGAAGUGUUUGGAGAUUUCUUACCUACUAAUUUAUUUAAAAAGUUUCAUAUUUUAUUUGCAAUCUUAAGACAAUUAUAUUUAACCAUUCGAUUGAUUUCAAGUAGUAGAAUCAAUGAUUAUGAUUAUUUCAUUGUUGAUCAAUUAUCAUUCUGUAUUCCAUUAUUAAGCUUAUUCAGUAGACAAGAUUGUCAAGUUUUAUUUUAUUGUCAUUUCCCUGAUCAAUUAUUAGCCAAAAAAGGUGGUGUUUUAAAAUCAUUAUAUAGAAUUCCAUUUGAUACUAUAGAAGAAUGGACUACAGGAUUCAGUGAUAGAAUAGUGGUUAAUUCAAAUUUCACCAAGGGAAUUUUUCAUCAGACAUUUAAGAAUUUAAAUUAUAUUGAACCAGGUGUGAUUUAUCCUUGUGUCGAUACUACCAUCAUUGAUCAAAAUGAAGAUGUUGAAGCAUCUGAUAAAGAAGUUAAGACUUUCUUUAAUGGCAAUAAAUAUUUCUUAUCCAUCAAUCGAUUUGAGAAGAAGAAAAAUAUCGAAUUAGCCAUUAAAUCAUUUGCUAAAUCUCGAAAACUUUUACGAGGAUUAACUAAACCAAGAUUAGUCAUUGCAGGAGGGUAUGAUGCAAGAGUUAAUGAGAAUGUAAUUUAUUUAAAUGAAUUAACUAAUCUUUGUGAAUCUUUAAAAUUGACAAGUUUUACCAUAAGAGGGAAAUUAAUCAUUAUGCCCCCUGCUACUGAUGUAUUAUUCUUACCAUCGAUUAAAUCAUCUUUGAAAUCAUCUUUAAUCAAACAAGCCGAAUUAUUACUUUAUACUCCAUCAUUUGAACAUUUUGGGAUCGUUCCAGUUGAAAGUAUGUUAUUCAAAACACCCGUCUUAUGUGUUAACAAUGGUGGUCCAAUUGAGAGUGUGAUCAACUUCACCGAUGAUAACGUGGAUAAGGCCACUGGAUUCACUGAAGAGCCAGAUUAUGAAAAAUGGGCUAAGAUAAUGAUUAAGUAUUAUAAUGAAACCGAUCAAACCAUAAAGGAAAAGUUAGGACACAAUGGCUAUGACAGAGUAGUUAAUAAUUUUUCAAGAGAAGAAACAAGUAAAGCAUUCUUAACCAAUUUAGAACAAACUGUUUCAAAUGAUCAUUAUAAAAAGGGUAUAUUAUAUUAUUUAUUCAAAAAUUGGAAAAUCAAUGUGAUUGUAUUAUUUAUUGCUAUAAUUGUAUAUAUAUUUGUAUCAUAAGCAAUCAACCGAUCAAAGUUUCUAAUUUUUCAUA